AACCCCUGCUGAUACCUAUCAACUCUCUGUUGCAAAAGAUAUCUUCAAGAUUCACACACCAAACCCAAACCAAACGUUUUUAAUUUUAUUUUGUUUUCUCUCCUUCUCCCAGUCCCCACAUCCUUUUCUUUUCUUUUUAUUUAUUCCUCUGUUCUUCACCUCCUUUUCGACUGGUGGAGUAGAUACCCAUUGCAGGAAUAAUUGCAUACAAGGCAUAUAUGUGUAUAAAAAUAUAAAUAUAUGCAGACCAGACCAUCAUCAACUUUUGCAAACAGUGAAGGAGAGUACUAAAAUGCAGAGCUCUUCAGAUAUGUUUUUUAACUCUGGUUUUUACCUCAGAGGUGAUGACGGUGGGAGUGGCGGCGCCGGCGGCCGUUUAUUUGACGUCGGAGAACUAUCCCACUCUGCUCCCUUUCACCACCACGAAGAUGCUUUUCUUGAUUGUAGCAGAAGCUCAAUUUAUAAUGACAUGAGGCGAAGCAAUAAUUCAUCCAUUGUCUCUCCCAAUAGCAUGCACUUUGGCGAAAUCAACACCAGCAUUGGGUCAUCGGAGACGGGGGUGGUGGACGCCGGAGGAAGGUAUAUGGUGGAGAGAGGCAGUAGAAGGACGGCGGUGGCGGUGGCGAGUUGUGGUGGCGGGGCCGUGGGAUAUGGGAAUAUUGAGAACUGUGGAGACUCUGGGACGGCGGAGCACAGCCAGCAGACCGAUGACACUUCCACCGAUGUGGACACGGAAGAGAAAGUUCAGAGCAUUGGCGUCACACAUGGUGCUAUAAUAGGACCAGAGAAGCCUAAAGGAAAGCUGGGGGAGCAAAAGGCUCUUCGUAGACUAGCUCAGAACAGAGAAGCUGCUCGUAAAAGCAGAUUGAGGAAGAAAGCAUACGUUCAACAGCUGGAGAAUAGUAGAGUAAGGCUUACACAACUAGAGCAGGAACUUAAGCUAGCCCGCCAACACCAGGGAGCAUAUGCAGCUGCAUCCGGAUUUGUUGGAGAUAAAGGCCAUUCUUCUGUUGGAAAUGGUGCUUUGGCAUUUGACAUGGAAUAUGGUAGUUGGCUUGAUGAGCAUCAACGGCUAGUGAGUGACCUGAGAUCGGCUGUACUCUCUUUCAUGGGAGAUAAUGAAUUACGUCAUCUCGUUGACGGAGUGAUGUCACAUUACGAUGACCUGUUUAGGAUAAAGCGUAUUGGCGCGAAGGCCGAUGUUUUUCAUUUGCUAUCGGGAAUGUGGAAGACUCCUGCUGAAAGAUGCUUUAUGUGGUUGGGCGGCUUUCGUUGCUCCGAGAUUCUUAGGAUACUAGUGAGUCAUUUGGAGCCAUUGACAGAGCAACAAUUAGUGGGGAUAUGCAAUUUGCAGCAAUCUUCACAACAAGCUGAGGAAGCACUGUCACAAGGAAUGGAAGCUUUGCAGCAACUGCUUGUGGAGACGCUAUCAUCGGCAUCUCUCGGUUCCGGGAAUGUAGGUGAUUUCAUGGACCUUAUGGGGAUUGCUAUGGGGAAGCUAGCCACCAUAGAGAACUUGCUCUAUCAGGCUGAUCUACUGAGGCAGCAAACAUUGCACCAAUUGCACCGAAUCUUGACGACACGUCAAGCGGCUCGUGCCCUUCUGGCGAUGAGCGACUACAUGUCUAGACUCCGUGCUCUCAGCUCUUUAUGGUUAGCUCGGCCUAGAAGCUAGCUAGCUAGCUGAUCAUCAAACAGCUUUAUUACUAACCACCGUCUCCUAAUGACUCAAACACCACGUUGAGAGUUGUGUAAUUACUAUUUUCAGUAAUCUAACAUAGAUUGAGAUUUGUAGUGGUUGAAUCAUUGAAUGGGAUCUGACCAAGAAACUAGCUGCUAAACAACAAGGAAUCGUCAAACGUUGUUGUCCUGUAUAUUUACCUCUCACCAGAUUAUGUUGGUCAUGUUUGAUGAGUAUUAAAUUAUGGUAAAAAAGUCAGAUCAUUAACCUCUCUUGUGUUUCUCGAUCGUUUUUCCGUAGCUGUUGUGCUUAGACUUGUCAUUUUUAGUUUGUUCAUGACUCUUUGAAAACUUGCAUAAAAAUUUCUUUGAUUGAAACAAGAACUUGUUCUUUUCAAAUUUUUAGACUUGAGAAGAAUUAAACAGCUGAAGUAGUCAAAUUGUUUAUUCAUUACUCGGUUUUAUAAUAUACAUUUUCAAUUUUAGAACUCCUUUGGUAGUUUAUAUGUUAAAUCACUGCGCGUGAAAUGAUUGAAUGCAAAAUAAUCAUUUUGCAUAUAAAAUAAAUUACAUUGUUCGCUUAGAUGUGUAAUUCAGUGUUAAGUUGCAUGCAAAAGUGUUUUAGUAAUUUAUAAAAAGCAUUCAAAGUAAUUAUUUUAUAAAUUAACAAAAGGCUUAGAUUGUCAUGGUAUAUGAGUACUUUAAAAUAACUUUAAUUACUUCUUAUUUUCCCACUUUGUCUUGGUAUAUUGAGUACUUUUCAUAAAUAAAUAUUUUUGGAAUUAGUGUUAUGUUAAAAGUAUUUCCUAAAAUACUACUCAAGUAAUCAUAGUUAAGAGAACAAUCACUUGAAGUGGUGGCUUU
Messenger RNA from Cuscuta europaea, 2544 nucleotides. The record is from the annotation of a GenBank genome assembly. NCBI's taxonomy places the organism in Eukaryota, Viridiplantae, Streptophyta, Magnoliopsida, Solanales, Convolvulaceae.